CUCAGACACCUUCAACAUCCACAGAUCCUCACAAACCGGAUCAAGCUCGGAUACUCGCUCAAGAAACGCCAAUAAAUAGACUUUUUGUUUGUUUUUUUAAAAAGCAAUAUUUUUUGCAUUAGAUUGUUUCUUUAAAUUAAAUGGUAUCUUAUUUUAUCGACUUAACGCUUUGUUGUACGAUACCACAUACAGUAAUCGAGGCGCUAUUUUUAAGUGCCCUUGGCAAGAGCAUGCUUGAGAACUUAAUUAUCGUAAUAUAUAUGACAAACUGAACAUAUGACAUCUAAUUGUACAGUUUUUUAUUUAUUUUUUUUUUUUUUUGGUUGUGUUGUUCAGCCAUUUAGUUUUCUCAAUCAAGAACCCGUAGUACAUUCAUUAAUUUUUUUUUCAAGGUUACUGAAACGCAAAGACGACUGCUAGACAAACCCGAUCUGUUAUUAUAGUUACACAUCGAUUAUUCCGUGUCUUUGUUUUCGUAGAUCCGGGGUUUUAAGGAUGUCUGUUCACAGCGUUGUCUCGAGAGGUUCUGAAAAGCUGCUUUUCUUCGGGUUUUUGGUUCUGGUUCGGUCGGUCUUGUGUCACGGGUUUGCUGAAGAGUUCACUUCUGGUUUGGGGUCUGUUAUUCUGGAGCCUCUGGACGGGUUGAGAACAUACGUGGAGUCCAUUGUUGGCACCCAUGUGAUUGAGAUUUGCGUUCAGUUUGUCGAAAUGUUGCUGCAGUUUGUUGCUGAAGGAGCUGCCAGUGGACUGAAUGUCAUUGCUGUGUAUUUAUCUGAGAUUCUCAGAGCAACUGGAGUCAACGAGAAGAUAUCAGUGCCUCAUUUCACCGCAGAGGGCGUGUCUGCUGUGACCAAGUGGGCCUUGCUGGCUCUGAUUGGAUACUGGCUCCUGUCCUUGUUGCUUCGAGUCACCGUGGGGCUUGUGCGGCAAGUGUUUUGGCUGAUUAAGGCGGUCGUGGUGCUGUGGCUGUUUGUGCGGAUCGUCUCUGACCCCGCCGCCUCCACUGAACACACUACAGCGAGACUGACUCUACUAGUGCUCAUCUGUGCGGUGUUUGGAGUCGCUACGAGCAGCUGCGGUGGGACAGCAGGCAGUCUGGAAACCCGAAUCAGAAGACUGGAGGGACAAGUCAAAGGCCUGGAACAGAAGAAAACACAGUAACGAGCAGCAAAAAACAAGCAUGCGGACUCAUGAUAACUGGGAGAUGACAUCUGAAGUGUUUUAUCAACUCACAACAGCCUUAGGAGUAUUUAUAUCUGAUCUUGCCAGUUCUUUCUUGUUUUGAAUAUGUUUCAUAAUUCAUAAGGCCACGGAGACUACUCCCUUAUUGUUUUAACUAAAAUGUAAAGCAAGAAGAAAAAACGUCAUCCUAGAGCUCCUAGAGAAUUUAAAGUGCUACCAUUAAAGUUUUCCUUGAUUGUUUCAUGUAA
Carassius auratus (goldfish) is the source of this 1430-nucleotide messenger RNA. Its product is annotated as transmembrane protein 109. The record is from RefSeq and is a predicted model, not a curated record. The coding region runs from base 496 to 1161 and encodes 221 amino acids. The transcript has 3 exons. Gene Ontology annotation, biological process: cellular response to gamma radiation; intrinsic apoptotic signaling pathway in response to DNA damage by p53 class mediator. Lineage: Eukaryota; Metazoa; Chordata; Actinopteri; Cypriniformes; Cyprinidae.